This is a messenger RNA of Wallemia ichthyophaga EXF-994, 1746 nucleotides long. RefSeq names its product Lysine--tRNA ligase, cytoplasmic. Gene Ontology annotation, molecular function: tRNA binding; ATP binding; lysine-tRNA ligase activity. NCBI's taxonomy places the organism in Eukaryota, Fungi, Basidiomycota, Wallemiomycetes, Wallemiales, Wallemiaceae. Bases 1 to 1746 code for a protein of 581 amino acids. Gene Ontology annotation, biological process: lysyl-tRNA aminoacylation. The record is from RefSeq and is a predicted model, not a curated record. Gene Ontology annotation, cellular component: cytosol; cytoplasm. The transcript is spliced from 2 exons.
AUGUCAGAAAGCGCAAACCUCCACAAGGACGAUGUCACCGGUGAGAUGAUUUCAAAAACAGAGCUCAAGAGAAGAAUCAAGGUUAGAGACGCCGAAGCUAAGAAGGCAUCCAAGCCAAAGCCUGUUGUGAGCGAGAAGAAGGAGAAGCAAGAGGAGGCUGAGCUGUCACCAAAUCAAUACUACGAAAUUCGUUCCAGGGCAAUUCAAAAGCUCAGGGAAUCCAAGGACCCGGAUCCUUACCCUCACAAGUUCCACGUUGAGCUUUCUCUCGGUGGUUUCAUCAACAAGUACGAUUCCAGAGUACAAAACGGUGAAUCUGUCAAGGAGGAAGUCGUCACCGUCGCUGGUAGGUUGCACAACAUCAGAGCCAGCUCUUCAAAGCUCAUUUUCUACGACUUGCACGGCGAUGGCACUAAAAUUCAAAUCAUGGCAAACGCCGCUGAAGCUGACGGUCAAGAUUUCACCCAGGCACACGAAAUUCUUGCAAGAGGUGACAUUGUCGGCGUCAAGGGUUACGCUGCACGCACCAAAAAAGGCGAACUUUCAAUUGUCCCAAAGCAGGUACAACUGCUCACUCCAAACCUUCACCAACUCCCUAAAGAGCACUACGGUUUCAAGGACCAAGAGCAGCGCUACAGAAAGCGUUACCUCGAUCUCAUCCUCAACAGAAACGUCAGGGACGUCUUUGUCACCCGUGCAAAGAUUAUCAACUACCUCCGUAGAUUCUUAGACAACCUCGGUUUCUUGGAAGUUGAGACACCUAUGAUGAACAUGAUUGCUGGUGGUGCCACUGCCAAACCAUUCGUCACUCACCACAACGAUCUCAAAUUGGACUUGUUCAUGAGAGUCGCUCCAGAGCUCUACUUGAAGGAAUUGGUUGUUGGUGGUUUAGAUAGAGUCUAUGAAAUUGGCCGUGUUUUCAGAAAUGAGGGUAUCGACUUGACUCACAACCCUGAGUUCACCAUUGCCGAGUUCUAUAUGGCGUACGCUGACAUGUAUGAUCUCAUGGACCUCACUGAGUCACUCUACUCUGGUCUCGUCAAGCACAUUACUGGCGGUUACAAGGUCACCUACCACCCAGAUGGAAAGGGUGAAGGUAAGAAGGAGUAUGAGAUUGACUUUAGCACACCAUGGAAGAAAUUCAAUAUGGUCGAAGAAUUGGAAACUCAACUCAAGGUGAAAUUCCCAGAAGAUUUGGAGACAGAUGAGGCAAACAAGUUCCUCUCUGAUCUCUGUAUUAAGAAUAACGUUGAUUGCUCAGCACCACGCACGACUGCCAGACUUCUCGACAAGCUGGUAGGAGAGUAUAUAGAGUCACAAUGUAUCAACCCAUCGUUCAUCAUUGGUCAUCCAAAGAUCAUGUCACCACUCGCCAAACGCGACAGAAAGCACCAAUCACUUACAGAAAGAUUUGAGGUAUUUGUGGCGACAAAGGAGAUUGCCAAUGCAUACACUGAGCAAAACGAUCCAUUCAGCCAAUUGGAAUCAUUCAAGGAGCAGAUGAAUCAAAAGGCAGCUGGUGACGAUGAGGCACAAGAUGUUGAUGAGACAUUCAUAAACGCACUCGAGCACGGAUUACCACCAACAGGUGGAUGGGGAUGUGGAAUUGACAGACUCGUAAUGAUGCUUACAGACUCUGCGAAUAUUAAAGAAGUCUUACUAUUCCCAGCGAACAAGCCACUUCCGGGAACGAACGCUGCAGGAAAUGUAGAAAACGCAGAGAAUGCACCAAAAGCGACAGCGUAA